AUGGCUCCCUCGUCGCUCUUAUUGAGUGUAGGAUCGCUCGUGGCUUCGUCCUUGGUCUCAGCCACAGCCCAGACGUAUCAGCUUGCAGAGUCCUGGCAGGGCGAAAGCUUCAUCAACGACUGGAAUUUCUUCCACGGAGCUGACCCUACCAACGGGUAUGUCACAUAUGUCAAUCAGAGCGCCGCUGAACAAUCUGGUCUGGUCAAAGUCACUUCGAGUGGUAGCUUUUAUAUGGGUGUCGACUACGAGAAUACCCUGAACCCCAACGGCCCCGGCCGAGAGUCGGUACGGAUCGAAACGAAAAAGUACUACACGCAGGGACUGUAUGUCAUCGAUCUCGAGCACAUGCCUGGCAGCAUUUGCGGCACAUGGCCCGCCUUCUGGUCCGUCGGUAAGGACUGGCCCAACGACGGCGAGAUUGAUAUCAUCGAGGGUGUCAACCUGCAAAAGGCAAACGAAAUCGUCCUUCACACCAGUGGCACUUGCGAUGUCUCGGGUAGCAACGAAAUGACUGGCACCCUCUCUUCCUCGGAGUGUGGCGAGUCUUCCGGCACGAUUGGAUGUGUUGUCAAGGGGACCAAUGGCAGCUCUGGCGAUCCUUUCAAUGAAGCGGGCGGUGGUGUGUAUGCUAUGGAGUGGACUGACGCCUUUAUCAAGAUCUGGUUCUUCGCUCGCAGCCAAAUUCCCGCCUCUCUUUCCAGUGGAAACCCCGAUACCUCCUCGUUUGGAACCCCUAUGGCGCACCUGCAGGGCUCCUGCGACUUUUCGGAGCGUUUCAAGGCACAAAAAUUCAUCUUUGACACGACUUUUUGCGGUGACUGGGCCGGUGGUGUUUUUGGCGAAUCUAGCUGUCCCAUGAGCGAUUCCAGCAGCCCCCUGAAGAGCUGUGUCAACUACGUCGCUGAAAAUCCCGCUGCAUUCAAGGAGGCUUACUGGGAGAUCAACUCCAUCAAGGUCUACCAGUACGGCGUCAGCGCUGCUUCGUCCGCCGCUGUCUCUCAAGCCACAACCUCCAAGGUCGAAGGCACUAUGGUCUCGGUCCAGGCUGCAAAUACCGCGACGUCUACCGUUGCCGUUCCCGCUGAGACAACUGCCAUUCCCCAGCCAGCUCAGACCAACACUGCGGAAGGAACCGCUGCCGAUCACGCCACACAGUCGUCUGCCAAGACCACUACUGCUCCUGCUGUUCCAGCUGCCACCACUGCUCCCACUGCGUCUGGCGCUGAGGGCGAUGAUUCGGAGUUUGAGUCAACUAGCAUCGUCUACGUCACAUCGACUACCACUAUCUGUCCUGUCGCGGAAAGUUCGUCUGCCGCUGUCCUGGAUGGCAAGAAGAACAGCGCCUCUAACGCGAAUUCUGGCGCCGAAGUCGUUGCGACUUCUAUUGUUGCUACUCCUGCUGCCGCCGCAAGUGAGCACCCCGCCGCUGACGCCGUCGCAAAUUCUGCCGCUGCUACAUCUACUGUUACCAAGUCCGAGGGUGUCGCAUCCCGGCUGACCGCAGGCGCUCUUUCUGAAAUCCCUACAACACCUCCAAACCCGGUCUCCCAAGCUGUCAGCACAGGAUCCUUCCAUGACUCUGACACUGCCCAAAGCGACUCUGGAGAGCAGAGCCCUAUUGCCUCGGCAUCUGCUGCACCUUCCACAAUUCCUGUGCCAGUCUCAUCCGGCGCUGCUGCUUUAGGUGGCUCUUCGAGCGCCAGUUCAUUCACUUCGUCGCGUCGCGUUCCCAGCCCCACGGGAAGCUCUACAGCUGCAUCCGUCACUGCCAUUGCUACCUGGUCGCCGGCAGCUGGUGGAAGGGCUUCCGGCACGGCGACAGGAUCGGCGACACUGACCGCGCCGUCUGAGGUCGUCUUCACUCCUGGCCUCAGCAACGGCGCGAACAGAAUGUCGGUUGGUAUUUCCGGUCUGAUCGUUGUCAUGUUCAUUGCUGUUCUGGCAUAG
Molecule: messenger RNA, 1947 nt
Organism: Aspergillus pseudoviridinutans
Lineage: Eukaryota; Fungi; Ascomycota; Eurotiomycetes; Eurotiales; Aspergillaceae
Gene: eng2
Product: putative GPI anchored endo-1,3(4)-beta-glucanase
Exons: 1
Coding region: 1-1947 (648 amino acids)
Biological process (GO): glucan catabolic process
Molecular function (GO): hydrolase activity, hydrolyzing O-glycosyl compounds
Source: RefSeq, a predicted model, not a curated record